Messenger RNA from Stegastes partitus (bicolor damselfish), 715 nucleotides. RefSeq names its product CD59 molecule (CD59 blood group) b (gene cd59b). The record is from RefSeq and is a predicted model, not a curated record. The transcript has 3 exons. Bases 1 to 564 code for a protein of 187 amino acids. Lineage: Eukaryota; Metazoa; Chordata; Actinopteri; Pomacentridae.
AUGAACUGCAGCCAGAAUAAAAGCCUCAGUGAUUGUUGGAGUGAAGCAGGAGGAGGAGGAGGUCCGUCCACACAGCCAGGCUUUGUGGCCGCGAGGACAAAGAGCAGCUCUCAGUGGUCGUCGGCUGCUGCAGGACUCCAGACCAGCCGGACGCUCUGCUGCUGCUGCUGCAAACCGCCGUCACUUCUGCUUCUGUUUGCAGGGAGUCGACAUGAAGCGCUGCCUCGGACUGAUGCUGCUGCUCUGUUCUGGGAUGUUUCAUGGUCUGGACUUCGCUGCUACAAGUGCUCUGAUUACACGGGACGCUGCCAGAACGUCCAGGAGUGUACGUUUGAAGACUCCUGCAUCUCUCUGAGUGAGAGAGGCGGGAAGACGAUCCGUCAGUGCAUCAGGUACACGGACUGCGACAACUCCCGCCUCACCCAGAUGUUUCCCGCCAUCACCGGCUUCACCUACAGAUGCUGCAGCAGCAACCUCUGCAACUCCGGCAUCACCGUCACCACGGCGACGCCCUCCCUGGCGCUGGCGGCAGCGCUGCUGAGCGUCUUCUGGAGCUGGAUGUGAAGCCGCUCGGCUUUUCUAGAUCUUUACUGACGUCAUUUAACACGAGCUAAACUGUUUUCAGUUCAGUUUCUCAGGUUGAAGUAAAAUUUCUUUUCCUACUUUGCUUGUUUGCUAAUUUUACAGUUUAAUAAUAAACACAACAACAAACAAA